This is a messenger RNA of Pseudonaja textilis, 5949 nucleotides long. The record is from RefSeq and is a predicted model, not a curated record. NCBI's taxonomy places the organism in Eukaryota, Metazoa, Chordata, Lepidosauria, Squamata, Elapidae.
CCCAGAGCGCGCACGCUGCCACCGCGGCUCCCUGCAGCUGCUUGGCCCGCUCGGCUCGGCCAGGCCCGCUCCCCCCACUCGUGGAUCUUUCCGGCUCGCCUUCCCUCUCGGUCUGCCCGCCUGGGAGGAAGGCAGGAAAAGCAGCGGCGGCGGGGAGGGGCCGCAGCGCCCCGCAAGGACCGGCUCCGACCCUGCUUCAGCUCGCGUUUCCCGGACCAAGCGAUUCCCCCCCUCCCCAGCGUCACCUCUCUCCGGAUCCCACAGGUUCUCUGUAGAAUUAGAGAGACAAUAGCAUCUGCAGAAUACAGGCUUCCACUGUGCAUCAGCAGAAAAUGAUGCAUCCUGUUGCCAGUAGCAACUCCCCUUUCUGCGGGACUGGAAAAACAUCUUGCCUUAAUGAUGACAAUGGGACACCCACCGAUCAGUUUGAUUUAUAUUCCACACAACAAACCAAGUAUAGCCACACAGUCGGGCACAAGCCAAUACCCUGCCAGAGACAAGAUGCAUUAAAUGAACCACAUUUGCAGACCACAAGUAGCAGAAAUUUAGAGACGAAAGAUGAACUAAAAAAAAAGAAAAAUCUCAACAGAUCUGGAAAACGUGGAAGGCCUUCGGGGACGACAAAAUCAGCGGGGUAUAGAACGAGCACAGGUAGACCACUCGGGACCACCAAAGCAGCUGGAUUUAAGACAAGUCCAGGUAGACCCCUGGGCACAACUAAAGCUGCAGGUUACAAAGUCAGCCCUGGGAGACCUCCUGGCAGCAUUAAAGCUCUAUCACGGCUUCCAAAUCUAAGUUAUACUUGUAGCAGUGCGGCUUUUCCUUACUCUGUGGUCCAUAACAGAGGAGUACAUGCUACUGGUGAAACAAGUAGCAAAAUCAAACAACCCACUGAAUAAUAUGUAUAGGUUGAUAAUAUUUCUUCAGUAAUCAUUUUUAAAUUAUCUGAGUUGUGGCAUGUUUUUUCACUUCUUUUGUAAUUUUUUCACAACUUCCUUUCUUAUUUUUUUUAAAGAUGGCAUAUAUCAUAACUAUAUAAUGUUUCUUUGUUUACAAGUGGAAUCCCCAGUGAUGCGCUUGUGUGUUUUCAAAAAGUAAUUGCAAAUAUUCUGAGCAACAAAAAUUAUUGGCUAGUCAUUUUAGUUGAGGAGCUAUUAAUUCAAAUAGCAGAUUUCCAGCUCCCUGGUUUUUGAGAUCGCAACAGAGAUUUGAUUAAAACACAUCAGAAUAGACUAAUAGAAGCCAAUCAUUCAGGAUUGUCUUAUAAGUAACAGUACUUCUAUAAAUUUUGCAAUGUAUGUGAUUCCUUUUUUUCUUUCUUUUUAAAUAGGAAUGAGUAGAAAUGAUUUUUUUCCACAAUUGCUGGAAUUUAAUACGGACCUCAGAACUUGUAGAUAUGUCAAAACUUCGAAGCUAUAUUUUUAGGAAGUUAUCAUUCCAGGCAGCCAUUCAUUGAAGUGCUAUCAGUUACAAGUAAUUCAAACACUUUGUUAAAGAAAUAGUUUGUAUGCAGCACCUGAUCUAUAGUCUUAAGUGCUUCUUUUCCAUUACAGUAUGGUAUCUCUCUUGGAAGUGCUAACUAUUGCACAUUGAGUUACAGUUUAUAAAGUCUAAGACUAUAUACACCAAAUUAUAAAUAAUGAAAUAUCAGAUUUUUUUAUAAAUAAGCUCUUAAAAGUGCUAUCAAAUAUGCAUUUAAUGGGCAUAAUGAAGGUUAUCUUUGAGAUUUUGUUCCCUUAUUAGUCCAAUUAAUUUGAGUGAUACAUAAGUGAAGUUCUAGAACUGCCCUGUAUUUUUCAAAAUCUGUCAAGAAAUACAACUUCAAAAUAACUUUAUAAUAUCUGCAUAUCUGGCAGCCUUUUUUAAAAAAAAAAAGUUAAAAUAUUUGGUAUAAUUGAAAACUAUACUUUUCAGAUAAGUGAACUUCCCAGUUUUAAAAUAAUUUUGUCAGUACAAAACUUCUGGAUCUAAGUGAGCAUAUAUUUACCAAAGGAAGACAUUUCAUGGUUCAUAAUUGGAAAUGAUACAGAUGAUGCACAAACAAGUUGUGAUUUGAUGUGUUUAUAGACACCCAGAUAUAUAACAGACUUUAGGAAUAUAUCUAUGCAUGGAGGUGCAGAAUGAUAAAUACAAUUUCUGAUUUUUGUGCACCUAAAAUAAAUGUUCUGCUUUGAGCUGGGUAUGUGUUAUUAUUUUUAAGGAUUGUAGAUGAGUGUGUAUGUUCGUAUGUAUGUGUGAGAGAAAAAGGGGGAAAGACAGAAAAAGAUGACUGUAUCUACAGUAUUACACAAAUUGCAUUGUAAUUGAUCAGAAAACACUCAAUAUUAAAUAGAUUUUAUAAUUGUUUUUCCAAAACUAAGUUUAUAUAUAAUUAAUUCUUAAAUGUUUUAUCUUCAGAUUCACUUGAAAGAGGUUGUAAAUAUUUGCAACUUUCAUUUGGAAUAGACCUCUUUCACAUUAUGUACAAGUGAAAAUUAACAGUAUUUAAUUUUUUCUUUGUAAGAUCAAUGUUGUAGCCUGCUGACGUUUUGAUGACAGCUCUGAUUCCAGUAAUGACAACUUAAGAAAUGGGUGUCAUUUCAUGCCUUUUUUAUCAGGAAAAAUGCAGCAAGCCUUCAGGUGUUCCAGUGAUGCCUAACUCAUAAUGAGCUGGACUUUAUCCUAUAUUUUAUAACAGAGUAUUGAAUUGUUUUGAGGAGACUUUGUACGCACUGGCAACCAUGAACCUCAACAGUACUGGAAGGCUUUUUAGUCAUGUAAGUUAAGGCAGCUAAACUGCUACUAAAUUGUUUUGUAUUAUUUUUGAUCAAGCCAUGUUUCCUUGAGAAACUUUGGAAUUAUCAGUCUUUUUUUCCACAGAGGUGCAACUUUUGACACACAGUGCUAAUGUGAGCUAAUUCUCCCUCAGGACAUAAAUUGUACUAUAUUGUCUGUUUUGUUACACUUUUCCCCCUUCCCCAAAAGCUGCUUGGAGAGAAGCUGAAUGUAAAAUCUAAAAAAAAGGCAUACUCUUGUGGCAAGAUACAAAUUUAUCUUAUUCCAGAAGUGUAUUUUUAAUCAACUGUAUUUCUUACCUCCUGUUUUUCUUGUGCUAUACUUUUUUUAAAAAUUCACAAAUGAGUUUGUUUGAUGAUGCCAUACAGUGGUUUGGGAGGUAAGGCAGGUGCAUUAUUGUUCUAAUGUGAUGAAUUAUGUAUUUUGAGAAAAUAUAUGCUGAGAAAAUAAGCAAUUUAUGCUCAUCUAUAAAAUGAAAAACACAUCCAUUAAAAAGACUAGUACAGUUUAAAAAAGGCAGAAAGGGUAGUUAUAUACUCAUUGGAUUUAUUAACCAGGCCAGGAGAGCACUGUUGAACAUUUCUUUAUUCCAAUUGCUUUUACCUUCUACUGCAGUUCAUAAGGGCCUUGCUAUAGAGAAAACAGAAGUCAACGAUUUGAGAUGUUUGAAUGAUAAAUUCAAAUAUUUUUGCUACUGCUGUAUAUAAUCUUCUGAAUACAUUGUGCUUUUUUGGUACACUAUCUUGUCAUGAUAAACACUGCAACAGCAUGUUAAUUCCUAUGCUUUGUUAUUACUGGGAAGGAAGAGUAUCCUUUCUUUCGAUAGUAUUGAUACAUGAUUUGUAAAGCAAAUGAUAAUUUUAUAUUCUAUAAAUUGUACUCUACAUACAUAAGCUAGGAUUGUUAAUGUGUAUUCACACUGCUCAAAACAUCUACAUGUUGUGCUUUAUCUUUCUUUUGAUUAAAUAUAGAUAUUUGUUGUAUCUUUUGAUAAAUAAUUAAGCAUUAAUAGGGACCUAUACUACUUAAAAGACAUAAAAAAUGCUGUUUACUUUCUAACUAACUUUACAUAAACUAUGGAACCAAAUAACUUUACUACUAUUUUUUAAGUCUUGCACUGGAUAUGUUCAAAAUUAUUGUAUUAGUAGUACUUUCUAAAUACAGCUUUGUCUACUACACCAAGAAUCACUUUUGUUUCAUAACUUCAUAACUUCAGGAUCUUUGUUCUGCAAUGGGCCAUUUAAAAUAAAUUGCACAUUUUUUUGGUUUCACAAGAAAUCCAGGAAAAUAAUGUAUAUGGGAUGGGAAAUUCCAUGACCAACGAGGCAGGAGGGAUUACAGUCAGGGCAUUAAAAGAAUUUGAAAGGCAAAAACUUUCAGAAUGAGAACUCUACAAUUAUUACCUAAAUUGUCAUUCUACUUUAUAUUACUGUAUAUACAGUGCAGCAUCAUGUAGUUCACCAACUACAGUUGCUUGCAAUCAAAACUUCUAGACUUGCUUAUACUCAAAAUGCUUUUUAUUAUACAUAUAUUAAAUAUAGUUCAUUAUUAUAAUGAAAAUAUUAGAACAAGCCCUUCCUUUUGGUCUCCUCUCCCAAAUGGAUAAAUUUAAGUUCUGCAAUGUGUAAUCAAUUUCAUCUUGAAAAUUAUGAUAGCAUAACAAUUUUUAAAUAUAUAUAUAUAUUUAAAUACUGUAGACUAUUUUAAGAUUUUCACUUUCACGACUUGUUUUUCCAUGGACAGGUUAUUUUAUUAGAAAUAAAAUCAUUAAUGUCACCAUCCUGUCUUCUGGUGUAAAAAGUCUGAUUAGAUAACUCUUUGUUCUUACAUCCAUGAACCUCAGCUACUCAUGUGCAAUUGUCUGUAUGGGAAUGGAGUAGUAUUCAUGAACUGUACUUAUGUCAUCAUUUGGAUGUAUAUUUAUUAAUAAAGUAAUUACUUUAAACACAAAAUAAUGUUUCAUUUUUUGCCAUAGAUUGCAUCUGUCUUUCAUAAAUUUCAUGUCUUAAAUUUAUAAAAUAAUGCAGUACCAUCCUACUUUAGAGAAUGAAGAACUAUUAAUCGCUUGAUGUUUUCUUUAUUUUAUCCAUUAAAAAUAUUGAACUAAAUUCUUUUUACGUUUUUCUUUUGCUCUGCUCCCCAUGUAUUCUUACAAUGUCUGAUUGAAGGGCAGUGUCCACAAAUGUUACUAGCUAUUGAUUUUAGUGACCAUCUAAUUAAUAUUUGUAUGUACAUGUGUGAGACUAGGUGUGCGUGACAGCAAAAGUAUGAAUGGGUGGCUUGUAUUUUGGAUGUUUGAAAUGACUUAUUUUAAAUCUGGAAAUCAAUUGAGUGGCAAGAGGGUGAGCAUCACGGUAAAUUUGUGAUAAAAAUGUAAUGGUUGAUUAUUUAAAAGAAAUGGAUCAAUUAAUUGAAUAUUAAUCUUUCAUUUUAAAUCUGUUUUCACUUUUUAAAAAUAUUUUGAAUAGGUUGUCAAUUGUCAGUUCCAUGGCUAACAUGAACCUUUUGCUUAAAAAAACUGUGCACUGUGAUUACUGAAAUCCUUUCAGAAAUAUUGCAAUGUCACAAUAGAGAGUUUUUAGUGGUAUUUCUUUUUAGAUUCUUCAUUAGAACAAGAUGGAUAAUUUUUAAUUUAAUUUUUAUGUGCCUUUAUGUCUUAUAUUAAUAGAUGGGCCCUGUAACUUUUAGAGGUGCAUUACAUCCUUUGGAGAAAGGAGACCUAGUUGUUCAUUGUUUCGAAUACAUUAUUUGCAUUCGUUUUACAUUACAUUACAUCCUGGGUUUUAUUCCUGACAUUUCCAUUUAAGACUGGAUAACCCUCCUAUCUAAAAUGCCAGAGAGUUACUGCCCAGUAUAUUCCUUAAAUAGAUGCAUCCUUGAUUUGUUACACAAACCUAUGAAAAAGCCUCUUGCAUUUAAAAUCUGAAAUACUUCAACUGAAAGUGUUUCUUGUGAAAUUUUAUAUAAGAUUGUUUGAUUUUGAUGACCUAUUUGUGUGUUCUGAACUAGAUUCAGAAACCAAUUGGUAAUCAAUAUGUGUAAGCUCUUCUACCAGAGCAGAUAGAGGUAGAAUUAAAAUAGUGCAGACAUAUAUUAAACUGUAUGCAUUUGUAUGCUUAAGGUUGACUAGACCUGAAAAUUGGAAUUCAGAAAAUAAAUUAAUACUUUUCAAGC